AUGAUUAGCGUCGGCCUGCGUCGUAGUUUAAUUUUCAGAAUAGUUUGCAGAAUGUUUUCUAACAAAUACGAGGAGGCUGUUCAUAAACUGAACUCACUACAAUCCAAUAAAGCAACUAUUGCACAAAUUCGCAAGGAUAUAAAAACUGGCCAAAAAUGUACAAACUUGGAAGACAUGGAAAAUUAUCUUAUGAGAACUGGAAUUUCAUUGAACACACUUGAUAAAUUAUCUGUGAUACAUGUGGCUGGCACUAAAGGAAAGGGUUCAACUAGUGCAAUGUGUGAAUCAAUAUUACGCGCACACGGCUACCGUACCGGUUUCUACUCAUCGCCACAUCUAGUAGCGGUACGAGAACGAAUCCGAUUGUUUGGAAUACCACUUUCUGAAGAGGCAUUUGCAAGGCAUUUUCAUAAAGUAUAUGAUUCUCUAUAUAAAACUCAGGCUUAUGAUGGUGACAUGCCGAAAUAUUUCGCGUUCCUUACAGUGAUGGCGUUCAAUGUGUUUCUAGAAGAGAAAGUAGAUGUCGCGGUUGUGGAGGUCGGCAUUGGCGGUAUUGUUGACUAUACUAAUAUAAUAAGAAAAGUUCCAGUUAUUGGCAUAACAGCACUGGGACUAGAUCACACUGCCAUACUGGGUACUACACUACCAGAAAUAGCAUUGGCUAAAGCCGGUAUUAUGAAACCGGGAUGUUUAGCUUACACGGUACAUCAAGAAACUGAUGCUAUGGAUGUACUGAGACGGAAAGCUUUUGAAUUUCAAUGUCCUCUUACCAAAGUUCCCAAUUAUAGUACAUAUGCAUUUCAAAAUGGUCUUCGUCUAUCCAUAGAAUUAGAAGCUUAUAGGAUGAAUGCAUCAUUAUCUAUUCAACUGGCUCAUGCAUGGAUGAGAAUAAGAACUAAAGAUAAAAAUAAUAUAGACAACAAAAAUCAAAAUACAGAUUUAUUAAUCAGUAGCUUGUCAAAGGAAACUGUGAUUGGCUUGCGGGAUUGCAAGUGGCCUGGGAGGUAUCAGGUUAUUGAAACAGAUUAUGGUUGUGUAUAUCUUGAUGGGGCUCAUACAAAAGAAUCCAUGGAAAUAUGUGCUAAAUGGUUUACGGAAAACUGCAGGUAUAUUAUAUUUUACGUAUGUGACAAAGCCGUAGUACUGAUGUACAGUCUAUAUAGAAUGAGAAAUUUAAUUGCCUUUCUUGUUUGUCUGUUUCUAUUCCAUAACAAGUAUAAAAAGCAUUUUUUAAAUUAA
Messenger RNA from Pieris macdunnoughi, 1239 nucleotides. Lineage: Eukaryota; Metazoa; Arthropoda; Insecta; Lepidoptera; Pieridae. The record is from the annotation of a GenBank genome assembly.